This is a messenger RNA of Papilio machaon (common yellow swallowtail), 5185 nucleotides long. RefSeq names its product maestro heat-like repeat-containing protein family member 1 (gene c11.1). Gene Ontology annotation, molecular function: protein binding. The transcript is spliced from 12 exons. NCBI's taxonomy places the organism in Eukaryota, Metazoa, Arthropoda, Insecta, Lepidoptera, Papilionidae. The record is from RefSeq and is a predicted model, not a curated record. Gene Ontology annotation, cellular component: cytoplasm. Bases 114 to 5042 code for a protein of 1642 amino acids.
ACAAAACUUGUAAUUCUGUCGUUUUCAUUUCGUUCACUUUCGACAGUUUUCAUUUUAGAUUGUAAAAAAGUUUCUAUAAUAUGAAGUUUUUUUGAUAGACAAAAUACGGAAUAAUGUCAACUACGGAAACAAAUUGUUUACAAGAGACUGUGACAGUGUUAAUCAAUGCUAUUGGGGAUAGUGAGAAUUCCGUAAAUAAUGUUGUAAUUAAGUCCCUAACGAAAAUAGCAAACACAUAUCCGAAUGAAGUGAUAGAAAUAUUUAGUGAUUUUUAUAAGAAUAGCGCCAAAGUCAACACUACGCAGCUGAGUAAUAUUGUUAAGGUUUUAGAACAAACAUGUGUGAAUCAAGUGAAGAAACUAAAUUCAAAAACGGCAACGGAUUUGGUGAAUUCAAUGCUUCGGGCAAUGACGGAGAACACGGCUUACGAGCCUAUCAUACAAAUGGGAGCUUCGUCAGUGCUGGUUGCUGUCAGCCAUGAGUACUUGGAUAUGGUACUUAGGCUGCUCAUCAACCAGCUGUCGCCGGCGUCAGUACCACACUACGCCAUCGUACACACGCUAGGUACGCUCGCCGCGGUCAACACGCACGGCGUCGUGCCGCAUAUUAAGGAGAUUCUAAGCAAAAUGCUGCCCCUUCUUACACUAGUCAAACACGACGGCGUCAAACAGGCCUUCGCUUACGCAUUCGGUCACUUCGCCGUCGCCGUCGCUGAACAGAUUGGCGACAAUGUUCAGACUGACAACAUUACAUCCAUCAAAGAAAAUUUUGUCACAGAAUUCUCCAUAAUAUUCGAUGUACUUUACAACCAGUGGCUCUCAUCUCACGAACCUAAAGUAUCUGAAUCGAUAUUAGAAGCGCUCGGCCCAAUAACUAGACUGAUAUCUGAAAGGCAGUUCAACGAAACUGUCAACAAAUUUGUACUUUCGUUGCUUGCAUUGUAUCGAAAACCAGCAUUGAACUUCUACUACAUAAGUCAAUGUAUCUCCUAUCUGCUUUCACCGUCGGCUUUGAACCCCAAGUUGACACUAAAUGACAAUGUAAUAACUGCUAUUAAUCACGCCAUGUUCAAUUUGAUCCUCGUCGAGCCGGAUUAUGAUCAGCCGCACACUGUUAAAAAUCAUUUCGAAGUUUUAAGAUGUUUCGAUCACAUGGCCGGACAGUUUCCCGAACAGACCAUCGAGGGUCUUCUACAUCACUGUAAAAAUAACCACGAAAAAGAUAGAAUGAAGGCUGUGAUAAUAUUGACACACUUGACGACGUCGUCGCAAGUCUUUAUUGAUAAGUACGCUGUUAAAUUUAUAGCUAUUCUGAAAGUUAUGAUUACUAUGGAACAGAACGUGAAAAUGAAGAAAUUGCUUAUGAAAGCGAUCGUAGGUUUAGUUUAUAGAAAUUGUAUAACGACAUCCGAAGACUUCUCUAUGGUCGAGUUUAUCAUCAAACACUGUGGCUACGAAGGACCUGCCAACAUUCCUAAACAGGACAUAUUAGAUCUGCACGACACUUGCAGAAGUUCCUUAAUACUUAUGUGUAAUACAGUAACGAGUGUCAGAACGCAAUUUCGAAAUCUAUUACUUACUGCGUUAACUGUUGAAGAAUUUACUAGUUCAAUGGCUACAGUGAGUCAUUGUUUAACUUCGCUUCUGCAAAACAAUUCCGAUGUUAUCAUAGACGAGCCUACAGACAAAACUAUUGAAGUCAAAAUUAGUGCAGAUUUAGUUUUUGUUAGAUGCAUAAUACACCUCGUCGAUCCCAAUGAGAAAGAAAAGAAUAAGAGUUUGUUGAUAUUCUUGGAGGAAUAUUCUGGCGAUGUUCAUAAGAAUUUGAAGAAUUCUUGGACGGUCGAAAUCCAAAGAUUGUUGAAGUUCGUCGAUAAGAAUGAAUCUAGGGAUCAGUGGCACGGCAUGUUACUGGACAUGUUGGUGUCCGCCAUCGAACAGGUGAAUAGCAAUAAAUGGGUGGAGACGAUAGCGACAUUGCUCUCACAACAGGUUUUAAGCAAGAAACAGUCCCCAAUGAUAAAAGGCGUAUCCUUACAGUACUUGGCUAUUCUAUCUUGUCACAUGUCCAACGCGGCGGCCGUCGAAAAAGUUUUGAAAAUAAUAAUCUUCUCCUUAAAAGCGAUACCUUUAGAGAGUUGCGAUUACGUCAGCAAAGCAGUCGGUAUAGCAUCCAGGCAGCACGGGGAAGACGUCAUGAACGAGCUGGAUGCAAUCUAUAAAGAGAAUGAGGCUAAGAGAGGCAGUAAAAUGUUUAACUUCUUUUCACCGAAAAGUGCCAAACACGAAACUGAAAUUAGUGUAGUGAAAUAUGCAGCCAUUUCUUGUUACGGAAAGAUAGCCAACGAGUGCUUGGACGUACAUGUUCUGGCCCGCCUCGGAGAAAAUGUAACAUCUAUUCUGCAUGAAACAUUGAAGUCCAAUCCACCGUUUGAUUUGUGCAAAGCCAGCGUGACAACACUGUACGAAAUUAGCAAGGCGCUUCAACCCGCGUCACAUCAUAGCAUCACGCUGCGAAACCGUUGGCAAUUAUUAAAUGCUGUCUUAUCACAAAUCUACAACUCAAACAUCGACGGUCGCAACGUGGAACUGUACCCAAUAAUAGUGAAAGCUUCGAAAGCCCUGACGAAAUUACAGAAAGGAAUAUUACCCGAAGAGAGGAAUACUAUACUGAGAGUUUUAUUCGGAAGUAUUUUCGAAGAACUGUCAUCAUUUAAGCACAAAUAUGAAAUAGAAGGGAACAGGGAUAAAAAUGAUUUAUUGGCUAAAACUUUGAACGAUUCGUUGACUCUACUGCAUCAAUUGAUAAGAGAAUUGAUAAUACAAUCGACAUGUUUAAGCACAAUCGAUGAUCUAAUGGGACUUUUGAUGGAGUGGAUACGUAGUGAUUAUGAUGAGAUCAGAUCGGCGGCCAUGCUGAUCCUUCAAGUUGUUUUCGACUCGUACAUUAAAAAUGUAAAGCUGAAUUACGAAACUCCGAGUAAAUUCGGUCAGAUGGGAUAUCUACUAGGGAUACUGGUGCCGGGCGUCGCCGAUACUAACUUCCAAGUGAGACUGACCACAGUGGAUUGCAUCAAAUUGAUUAUUCAAACGCAAGAUUUGUACGAAGGUCUUAUUAUGGAGGCGGACAAUGAAUGUCUGGCGAGUCUCACUCACCUACAGAAUAAUAUACUGACCAAUGAUCUGAAUAUGAUAAGUGAUUAUUGCACGAUACUGUGUGACACUAUAUCAUCGAAGAUACCUCAUCAUCAUAUGAUGCAGUUCAUAGAGAGUUUGUUGGAGGGAUACGACAGCCAGGAGUACAGGAGUGUGGGGAUCAGUGCGGUGUUGAACGUUCUAUUCACGAAGAAAGGUCAGGAUCUGUACCAGAACAUCGAGAGGAUAGUGGAGGUGAUGCUGACCAAGAUGGAUGAGGUUAGCGAGGAUGCCAUGGCUCGGCUGCUGGCGCCGCUGACCUCACUCACGAGGCACCACUCCAAUGCAGUCACAGCUGUACUGCUAACACAGAAGUUGCCGCUGAAACCAUCAGUGAUGGCGUGUUGGCGGUGUCUAGCAAGCGACGAAAGUCUUUCAGAAGCUAUUAUAGACAACUUCCUCAGACUGAUGACGUCUAUCGAACUAUACGAGGACCCAUACCACAUCACCGAAACUCACAUCGCCGCGCUGCAACCGCUCACUCUGAUAAGUGCGCUCGGUGAAAUGUUACAAGUGCCGUCAAUGAAGCAGCUCUGUAUCGCGAAGUUCUCCGACAUGUUCACGGUGCUGUACACGACGUUGGCGUGUUACCUGGAGGCGGCGGCGCCCGCCUACACCGUGCCCAGCGGCGGCCGCGAGCGCUUCGCCAUCGUACCCAACAGGGACGCCAUCAAACUCUCCCCCGCCAAGAUCACUCUUCACACAUUCAAUGCAUUCCUAGACCAUGCCGACUGUCAAAAGGUGAGAGAGGCGUGCUCGCUGUGCCUGUCGGUGGAGCACGGCGAGGGCACGCUGGGCGAGCUGGCGGCGCUGCUGGCGGGCGCGCUGGCCGGUGCCCGGCUGGCGAGCUGUGCGGCGCGGCUGGCGCGGUGUGCGCGUGCGCCGCUGCCCCCACAGCGCUGCGCCGCCGUCGCGCUCCUCGCCAACCUGCUCGACCAACGUUGCAGCGAUAACCCGGUGUUGGCGGAGACGAUCCUGGCGACGCUGAGCACGGGGUGGAAGGAUGAGCACCCGCGAGUGCGCGCCGCCAGCCUGCGCGGCGCCGCCAACGUGGCCCGUCUGCCGCACGCGCUGCGCCACGCCGCACUGCCCGCCGCGCUCAGCGCGCUCAGCCAGGGCAUAGAUGCACAGAAGACACAAUUGCCGAUUGAUAACGUACCUCUGGCCGCCAUCCAAGGUCUGAGCUGUUUACUGAUAGAGCUGGAGACGUUAGACAAGGAGUUUGACCGCGAGCUGCUGUCGAUAUCGCAGAAGAUACGUCCGUUCAUGAACACGGAGUGCUCUCAGCUGCGGGAGUCUUCCAUCAGAUUGUUCGGCAUCAUCUCCACCAGAGUCAGCUCGGAGACGCUCCUCGAACAAGCUGUUAGUUCCCUACCCUGCUUCUUAAUGCAUUUGUGUGAUAACAAUCCUGCUGUUGUUAGGGCGAGUAAAUUUACAUUACGUGAAGUAUUCAAAACAUUGAAUGUAAAGAAGUCGAAUGAGUUCGUACAAGCUCACCUCCUGGACGAGGGCCGGCUGUUCCUGGACCAGUUCCUGAGCGCGCUGCUGCGUCUCCUGGCGGAGGAGAUGCCUCGCUGUGUGCCAACUUGUCUGCAGGCCGCUGUCAACUACCUGCACUGCACCAGCGAGGAGAUGAAGCCACAUCCUCCGCUGUUGAUAGGUUUAUUGUACGCGGAACUUAACCGUAUACAAGAGAAGACAUCAGAAGAAAUAGAUCUAGAUCCAGAUAUAACAAAAAGUGCUAGAACUCGUUUACUUCAGUUGAUCAAAGAUCCAAAUCCGGUUGUGAGACAGAACUCGGCUCUGGCUCUUGCUAACAUAUGUCUGGUCUGCGCUCAUCAUGAAUGACCACGUCAUAUGGUCAAUAUUGUACCACAAAGACCAUAUGACCAUAUGAUGGUGAAGAUGGUGAUAAGAAAUGGACAUGAAAUAAAUAUUUGAAGAUAUAAAAAACAUACAAAAAAAAAUGUAUUCAGAGUAUUUUUGUUGAG